UAUUGUCCCUCCAAACGGCAUACGCUAUGCUAAUCUCCAAGACAGCCUUUCUGGCUUUUCUGUUUUAUUCCGUACCCCUAGCACACGCUGCAGGAGGAAAUAGCUCCUCGCCCGAUUCCCGAGGGCGUCGGUGUGUGGUACGCUCUUCCAAUGGCACUGCAGAUGAUUCCCCCGAAGUGUCCAGAGCGUUCGCGCAAUGCGCGACCAACUCAGUCAUUGUCUUCCAGGAAGGCGUUGAUUAUAAUAUUUUCCAACCGAUUAAAGCCACAAAUCUGAGCAAUGUGGAGAUACAGAUGCAUGGAAACCUGCAUCUUCCGCAAAACAUCUCGGCGGUGCGGGAUAUUGUUAAUGCAGGCACCUCUACUUGGUUUACUUUAGAAGGACCCCGUGUGGAUUGGACUGGGCCCGAAGAUGUAAACAAUGGGUGGAUUAAAUCAUACGGCCAGGCCUGGUGGGACGCAAACCCUCCCAAUAGCACUGGAAUCUCCGGCCGGCCUCAUCUCAUGAGCUAUAAAACCAGCCAGGCGUCGAUUAAAUACUUCAGGUCUGGCAAGCCGAUUGCUUGGAACAUGAAGCUUCAUGGAGAAGAUAUCACUGUCAGCCAUGCCAUUGUGGACGCCUCCUCCACUGGCAGCUUUCCAUUCAACACGGACGCUUUUGAUGUUCAGGGUACCAAUAUCCGCAUUUCUGACAGCAUUAUGUAUAAUGGCGACGAUGCGAUCGCCGUCGGAUCCGAUUCACAUAACAUUGCAUUCGAGAGAAAUACGAUUGGCUACCAAUCCCAUGGUAUGAGCAUCGGAUCACUAGGAAAGGAUCCCUCGGCCAUUGUCAACAUUACCAACCUCAGAUUCGAAGACGUGACCGUGAUUGACGCCCUGUACGCUGCUCGCUUCAAGUCUUGGACGGGUGGUCAGGGCCUUGUCAAGAACGUGACUUGGAAAAACAUCCGUGUAUACAACGUAACGUUCCCCAUUUUUGUAACCCAGAGUUACUACGACCAAAGCGUCUCGCGUGAUGGCGUUGACACCGAGUCCUCAGUGAUGAUGGAGGACUUUACCUGGGAAGACUUUUCCGGCUCAAUCAACUCAUAUCAACCUGGUGAUGGAUCAUGCGCAACCGACCCUUGCUGGUAUAACGCUGGACUUCCAAACCUGAAGCACACGGAGGCAGUCGUGAUAGAGUGCAACACGGAUAAAUCCUGUAAGAACUUUGUUACAAAGAACAUCCAGCUUUAUCCACAAGAUCUGGAGCCAGCCAGCGUCAUCUGCAUGAAGGCUACGGCAGAGCUGAAUCCAAACCUCGGGUUCAGCUGCAACAAUGGGACAUUUACUUCAUCAUAACCUCUCGAUGUCCAUAGUCAUUGAGAGAUCUCAUGUAUAUACUAGAUACACGUGCUUUCCACAUCUGUCAAUCAUUCGCCAAUACGCAAUGUGACCAUGACUCUCAGCAGUUGUACUUUCCUGGACGGUUGAACGCAACCCGCGACUUCCCUCCAUGACAUUGCAAGUAGCCAGUAUUUAAUAUCCUCUCGAAUCUCAGAUUCUCACAAUCCAAAACAUCUCUCUUAUCUCGAUCGGUCAUUUACUUUUCUAACAAUCGCUACUGUGACUGCAACCAUUCGUUAUUCUUCCCUUACUCUCAGCCAUAUUACUUACUACUCCAUGCUACAGCCAUUUCCCAGGUUCUAUAUUAUUAGACCGCAAGGUUCAUUGAUACCCUUGAUCCCAGUCGACGAGCUACCGACGUGGAUUCAGGUCGGAAACUGGGACUGGAAUGAUAUGUCAUUGUUUACUGCCAUGGCUCCUGCUAGUUUCAGCUCUCUCCCAC
Molecule: messenger RNA, 1827 nt
Organism: Aspergillus pseudotamarii
Lineage: Eukaryota; Fungi; Ascomycota; Eurotiomycetes; Eurotiales; Aspergillaceae
Gene: pgxC
Product: putative extracellular exo-polygalacturonase
Exons: 1
Coding region: 27-1340 (437 amino acids)
Biological process (GO): carbohydrate metabolic process
Molecular function (GO): polygalacturonase activity
Source: RefSeq, a predicted model, not a curated record